AUGAAAAGAGUGGUUGUUACAGGUUUAGGUAUGUUGACACCCUUUGGUAGAGGUGUACAACAUAAUUGGAGUAGGUUGGUAGAUUCUAGUUGUGCAAUAGCACCGUUAUCGUUCGAGGAGUUUAAAGAUAUACCUUGUAAGGUAGCCGCUCAGAUACCAAGAGGUGAUGAACAUCCAUAUCAAUUCAAUGAUGCUUUAAUUCCACAACAAGUUAGAUCAGGAUGUAGUGAUUUCAUAAAGUAUGCAAUUGUAGCAUCACAAGACGCUUUACAAGAUUCAAAAUUAGAUAUCCUCAAUAAUGUUGAACUACAAGAAAGAACAGGUGUCUAUAUAGGUAGUGGUAUAGGUGCAUUAGGAGAAGUUACAAGUGCAUAUGAUAAGAUAAAAUCACAAGUAAGUGUUGACUUAUUCCAAGUUUGUUUUGCUUACUUUGUACCAAGGAUAUUGAUAAAUGAAGCGUCAGGAAUUGUUAGUAUAUUGAAUAAGAUUAAAGGACCAAAUCUCUCAGUGGUAUCUGCGUGUGCAACUGGCGCUCAUGCUAUUGGAGAGUCAUUCAGGAAGAUAAAGUAUGGUGAAGUGGAUGUUAUGUUGUGUGGAGGUACGGAAGCAUCAAUCAAUGCGUUGUCGAUCAUAGGAUUCUCUCGAAUGAAAGCACUGUCCACCAAGUAUAACGAUCGUCCGCAACAAGCGAGCAGACCGUUCGACGAAGGAAGAGAUGGAUUUGUUAUGGGUGAGGGUGCUGGUAUUCUGGUGCUGGAGGAGCUGGAGCAUGCUUUGGCGCGGUCAGCUCACAUCUAUUGCGAAGUGCUCGGCUAUGGUGCCAGUGGGGACGCGCACCAUAUCUCGGCACCGGAGCCGUCUGGCGAAGGAGCGCGUCGUUCAAUGUCUCAGGCGAUCCGAGAGGCAGCGAUAACCAAUCCACUCGAGCAGAUCGACUAUGUUAACGCUCAUUCCACCUCCACGCCACUUGGCGACGCCAUUGAAUGCAAAGCAGUUAUCGAUCUCUUUGGAAUUGAUAGAAAUAAUUCAAAUAACAAUAGUAGUAGAUUAGCGAUGACUUCAAAUAAAAGUGCAAUUGGUCAUUUGUUGGGUGCUGCCGGUAGUGUUGAAUCGAUAUUCUCCAUACUGGCGCUCAAUAAUAAUCUUAUCCCACCCAAUCUCAAUCUUCAACAACCGACACCACAUGCAGCUGGAUUGCAUUUAGUUGCCAACCAACCACUACAAAAAUCAAUCAAUAUAGUACUGAAGAAUUCAUUUGGAUUUGGUGGAACUAAUGCAACCUUGUUAUUCAAAAAAUUUAACAAUUAA
Molecule: messenger RNA, 1308 nt
Organism: Heterostelium album PN500
Lineage: Eukaryota; Evosea; Eumycetozoa; Acytosteliales; Acytosteliaceae
Product: beta-ketoacyl-[acyl-carrier-protein] synthase family protein
Exons: 4
Coding region: 1-1308 (435 amino acids)
Biological process (GO): fatty acid biosynthetic process
Molecular function (GO): 3-oxoacyl-[acyl-carrier-protein] synthase activity
Source: RefSeq, a predicted model, not a curated record